AUGUCCAACAUAGUGCUGGCCAUGGUGACUUUGACACAGUCCUUCAUAUACCCGGACCAUAUUGCUACUAUCCUACAGGCGCGAAUCUUCGUCAUGCACGUUGGUUCAAUCAAGCCAGGGCAAUCUGUCAAAGUCAUCAUCUCGUAUGCCAUGGAACUAGCUGAUGAUGAAUUGCUGAAUCAAGUUCGAUUCUCCUUGCCGACGUAUAUUGGUGAACGCUACGGGACGCCACCUGGACGCCUUUCGGGAUCAUCGACCACUGCCUGGGCGACCUUCUCAGUAUCCGUUGACAUCCGCAUGACAUCUGUGAUAGAGAACGUUGUCUCUCCAUCUCAUGGCAUCGGCGUGGCAUACGACGAAGAGCGGACGCGCUGUAGCGUGGCAGGUAAAAUCGAUGUACCCCGCUGCGUCGCAGAAGUCCUACCGGAGAAGCGUUCUGUCGCCCUGUCGUUGACGCUCGUCCCUCGCUUUGGCGUCAGACCCAUAGAAAAGCAAGAAUACAUCUUCGUCAUCGAUAGGAGCGGGAGUAUGAUCUGGCAACACGAUGAUCUGUUCCGGACCAUCCGGAGAGCGGUGGCUGCUGCUGGCUCUCCAUCCGGAGGCAAAUAUCUGCGUUUCUUCGCAUUGGGGAUAGGGCAUGGGGCGUCGACCGCGCUCUGCACAGGUAUCGCAAGGGCGGGAAACGGUCUCUGUCUCAUGACGACUCAAAGCGAAGACCUCGCAGGAAAGUGUGCGCGGCUCCUCCGAGCCAGCCAGGUGCCGCCUUCCGGGAAUUUGCGCAACGUCCGAGUAGAUUGGGGCUACAGCUGUGCAGACCCAGAACCUCGCAGCGGUGACAAGCCCGAGCACACGGGAAAGCAGAAGGCGAAGAAAGAGCCCACAGCCUGUACCAGCAUCUACGACGAGACUCAAGCGCCGCAUGCCGUCCCUGACUUUUAUCCUGGCAAUCGCUUCAUCGUCUCAGCCAUCCUCUCGCACACGACGCAUAUCCCUGAUCGAGUCCUACUACGGGGGGAAACACCUAACGGCGAAGCCAUGACACUCGAGGUUGAUGUACAGCGAGCGGAUAUCCAACCAUCCCUGCCGCCUCUCGUUCAUGCUCUCGCGGUACAUCGACUCGUCCAAGAGCUCGAAGAUGGGUCCCUCGAGUCGCAAGGCGCCCACGGUGAAGAGUUCCAAAUAGCAAGCAAGUUCGCGUCCUUCGUAGCUGUGGAACGAGAAGAGCCUGUCGACGCCGACGACGUCACCGUUGUCGGUGAUUUCGAUGCAGAGCUGGAGUGGGGCAAGGAUUUGUUCGACGAUCUGACCACGCCGAUGAACGGAGCCUAUGAUAAAACAGCGGACUUGAAUCGUAUCAAGAGGAAGACCCUGACGACACUCCAGGUCAGGAAGAGUACGCUGCCAGAGGCCCCUCGAUGGCCAGAACCGCAGCCCGAAGAGGUGCAUGACGAAUUAGACGAUGUCGACUUUCUCAGAGAAAUCAUGAGACACCGGGACGCCUCGAAGGGGCCAGGUCCGUUCGAUUCGGGGAUAAACAAGAUCUUGCAACACGCACGACGGUCGUCGAUGCCAGCGCCUUCACUAUCUGCUGAACAUCGUCCACCGAAUGUUAUGCCCAACAACGACCCCAUCACGGAUAUUGCGAGGCUCCAAAGGUUUGACGGCUCGUUCGAGCUCGACAACGCCUUAUGCAGCAUCAUUUCCCCGGACAAGCUAUCCCUGGACGGCUUGAGGGCGACCAUUCCCAUCUACAUUCAGGCUCAUCCCAGAGGUCCGCAGAUGUGGGCGACAGUCCUAGCGAUGGCGUACCUGCGAGCGAAGGUCGGGAACAAAGCAAAUAUCUGGGGAGGGCUCUGGCAGAAGGGGAAGAAUUACGUGGAUAAGUGCCUGCAUGGAGGGACCGUCAACUUUGAACAACUUGUGACGGACGCUGGUCAAAUAACAUCGUAG
This is a messenger RNA of Fomitopsis serialis, 1950 nucleotides long. RefSeq lists its product as uncharacterized. The transcript is spliced from 8 exons. Bases 1 to 1950 code for a protein of 649 amino acids. Lineage: Eukaryota; Fungi; Basidiomycota; Agaricomycetes; Polyporales; Fomitopsidaceae. The record is from RefSeq and is a predicted model, not a curated record.